GCAAAACCAUGGAGGCCGCGAAUGACGCUUUGUCCACUACUAAUACAAUCAGUUUCUACACCACCAUUAACUUUUUUUUCUCUCGGGAAAAUGUCAAAUUUUCCGGGAAAAAAGGUUUGUCUUUAAAUCAAUACCCCCACCCCCACUUCAGAAUUCCAAUCAAACUCCAAAGAUUCGGAGAGUGGGUGGAGGGGAGGGGGGAAGGGAAAAAAGGAAAAAAAAGAAGAAAAAAAAAGGUGGGGAUGGAGAGAGAAUUUGGAGUGAUUGGAAAUAAUGGUUGGAGUCGGUGUUCACCGGCAUCGAGCGGCGGCCGGGAUGAGGGUGACGAGGUGAUUAAGGAAUUGACGGAAGCGAAUGAGUUAAUCGCGGCCAUUGGGGGGUUUUCUGGAUUUCGGAAGACGCAGUCGAAGGAGUGUUUGAAUUUGGUGAGGAGGUUGAAGAUGCUGGUGCCGCUUUUGGAGGAGAUAAGGGACCUUCAUAAUAUGGUUCCCGCCGAGGCCUUGAGUCCCCAUCUCGCUCAUUUGAAAGAGGCUCUUGUAUUGGCCAAAAGGUUACUGAAGAAUUGCCACAAUGGAAGCAAGAUUUACCUGGCGUUUGAGAAUGAGGCUGUGAUGGCAAGGUUUCAUGCUGUUUAUGACAAAUUGAAGGAGGCCCUUGAUGGGAUGCCUUAUGAUGAGCUUGGAGUCUCAGUUGAAUUGCAAGAGCAAGUUGAGCUCAUGUCCACGCAACUCAAAAGAGCAAAGUGUCGGAAAGAUACACAAGACAUGGAACUAGCAAUGGACAUGAUGGUUGUAUUUUCUAAAAAUGAUGAGAGAAAUGCAGACCCUGUUAUACUUGAAAGAUUGGCAAAUAAAUUGGAACUACGUAAAAUUGCAGAUUUGGAAGCAGAAACUGAAGCUGUUCAAAAAUUAGUUAAACGUAGUAGAGGUAUGCCGAGUUCUGAAAGUCUCCAGCAAAUUUUAGAACUUCUAGGCAAGUUUAAAGGAAUUGCAGGUAUGGACAAUGAUAUUGCUCCUCAUGGUCCUGUUUCAUCGAAAUGUCUUCGACGGUGUCGGUCUGCAGUAAUCCCUCAUGAAUUCCUCUGUCCAAUUACCCUUGAGAUCAUGACCGAUCCAGUCAUUGUGGCAACUGGGCAGACUUAUGACCGAGAAAGUAUACAGAAAUGGUUGGAUUCCAAUCACAGGACCUGCCCGAAAACUGGACAAACUUUGGCGCAUUUGUCAGUGGCACCAAAUUAUGCCCUCAAGAACCUCAUUCUGCAGUGGUGCCAAAAGAACCACUAUGAAUUACCCAAAAAGGAUGGUGGAUUGGGUGACACUCCGCCCGAACUCGCUCGCGAAAUCUCCUCUUUAGUCCAUAAUCUAUCAUCAAGUCAGUUGGAUGUCCGGAAAGAGGCUAUCAUCAAUAUCCGGGUUCUCUCCAAAGAGAACCCAGAGAACAGAGUUUGGAUCGCAAAUAGCGGAGUCAUCCCUCCAUUGGUUAAGCUUCUCUCCUACCCAGAUCUCAAAUUCCAAGAACACACCGUAACUGCUCUAUUGAACUUGUCCAUUGACGACUCGAACAAAAGGCUCAUAGCAAGAGAAGGAGCCAUUCCUGCUAUCAUAGAAAUACUGCAGCAUGGAACAGAGGAGGCUAAGGAGAACUCUGCAGCUGCCUUGUUUAGCUUGUCAAUGCUGGAUGAAAACAAAGUUCUGAUCGGAACUCUAAAUGGAAUCCCACCAUUAGUAGAUCUUCUCCGAGAUGGGACAAUCCGAGGAAAGAAGGACGCUGCCACUGCACUCUUCAACUUGUCACUAAACCAAUCAAACAAGUCCCGGGCCAUCAAAGGUGGUAUCAUACCACCACUGCUCCGUUUACUCGAGGAUAAAAGCCUGGGAAUGGUUGAUGAAGCUUUAUCAAUCUUGUUACUCCUCACAUCACAUCCCGAAGGACGAGCCGAGCUCAGCCAUAACUCUUUCAUCGAAACUAUAGUAAACAUCAUGAAAGAUGGGACUCCGAAGAACAAAGAAUGCGCUACAUCGUUACUUCUAGAGCUGGGACUAAACAAUUCACCUUCCAUCUUGGUUGCACUGCAAUAUGGUGUGUAUGAACAUUUGAUAGAGCUCACAAGAAGUGGGACAAGUAGAGCCCAGAGAAAAGCAAACUCACUUUUGCAGUAUAUGAGCAAGUGUGAACACAUUCCCUAACGUUUUGUGGAGAUUUGUGGAGAUAUCUUGUGAUUUAGAAAAAGUGUAAAUCAGAAUUUGCUUCUUCUUUUCUUUUUUCUUUUGCCUCCUUAAUGUUGUUGUUGUGCUCAAUUUGACAAACUGACAUAUCAAAGGCAAGAAACCACUCACUGUACAUAGCCUUUUAGCCAUGUAAUGGUAUCAGAAGAAGAAGUGUAUUAUUAGCUUAUUGCUCAUAGGAGAAAGAGUUGAAACUCAUUAAUGAUAUAAUAAUGAGUAGUACUUAGAUAAAUGUAGCUAUAUUAGAAUUCUUGUUGACAACACGUGUAUCUUCUUCAGAACA
Messenger RNA from Momordica charantia (bitter melon), 2508 nucleotides. It is a transcript of the gene PUB15, whose product is annotated as Plant U-Box 15. Lineage: Eukaryota; Viridiplantae; Streptophyta; Magnoliopsida; Cucurbitales; Cucurbitaceae. The record is from RefSeq and is a predicted model, not a curated record. Gene Ontology annotation, biological process: cell surface receptor signaling pathway; protein ubiquitination. Gene Ontology annotation, molecular function: ubiquitin-protein transferase activity; protein binding.